UGCCGUCGUAGUCAAGCAGCGAUCGGGAUGGAAGCCCUGCGCCUUCGCUCGUCACCGCUGCACCACCUUGGGCUGGGAGUCUGGCGGCAGCUUCGCCAAGCCAGCUCGCGUUGCUAUGUGCUGGCGCUGUUUUUGGAGAUGGCCGAAGGCAUGACGUUCUUGUGGCCUGGUGGUGGGAGAAGCUACACAUCUUCAUUAUUCCGCCGCCUCGCCAUGGACCUGGUACAUUGCCACGUUGCAGAUGUUGCGAAGCGUUUGCCCAAGUGUUCUCGGAGGGUGGUCGACAUUCCUCACAUGUGCGGUGGUGCGGCCCCCGACGGUCGCUACAAGAAGCAGGUGGCCUCGCUAGCCGCCCAGUUCGGCUUCUCACUGGCUCGGCAGAAGAAGCACACCAUCCUGAAGCGAGUGGUCGACUACGACGGUGCGCACCACCAGCAGACCCUUACGGCUUGGAAAACGCCUUCAAAUCAACAGGAGACCAAGCGGUUAGAAGCUAGAGUGCGGAGAAUGGAUGACCCCGAGCUGUUCGAUGCGGACAAGCUUCGGGCCAUGGCCGCGCGGGUAAGCCGCAGCGCGACUGGUGCAACUGGCAUGUCCCCGCCGGUCGCUGGGAGGAGAGCCCGCACCAAGCCGAGGCGUCGAGAUCUCCAGCGUACCGACGCAUCAGGCCUCUCGCACAGUCAGUCGCCCGACAUCCUUGCAGACUACCAGAGCUCAGUUUGCAACGAUGCGUUGCAGUGCUUGCCGCUAGACAUGCCGACCUCGCACUUGUUGCCCUCGCGCGCUUGCGCUGGUGCCUCGUCAACUUCUACUCGAGUUUUGCCACAGCGGAGGCGCCGGCGCAACAGAUGGUGGAACAAGUAG
This is a messenger RNA of Symbiodinium natans, 864 nucleotides long. Lineage: Eukaryota; Dinophyceae; Suessiales; Symbiodiniaceae. The record is from the annotation of a GenBank genome assembly.